UCUAAUAGAUGUACUCCUUAUGGUAGUAAGAAACCUAGUAUGAAUUCUAUAAUUAACGUACUCCUAUCUCUAUCAAGUAUUUAUCUCCUAGUGAUGCAAGCACUUAUGACAUCGAUUCAAAAGACACCAAAAAUAAUACUUGUUACCAAAAUGAAAAUAUACUAAUGCCGGUGGGGCUGAAAAAUAAACGUGUGGAAAACAAUGCCCCAAGAAAGGUAGUUGAAGAAUGAAUGAAUCUUAUUAAAAAAAAGUUGACUAAUUACUCUGCUAUCUUUUUAUCUGUUAUAAUUUCAUGUGGUUAGGCUAUCACUUGAUGAAAUUUCCAUGGGAGAAAAUUUCUUCCCAUAUUCUUCUGUCCAUGAAUCACCAUCUACAAAAGAGCUAGAAUUGGUUUAGGAAUACAUAAGCUAAGAUGGCAGAGGUGAAACUGCAUGGAUUUUGGUAUAGUCCUUUUAAUUUUAGAGUAGUAUGGGCCCUAAAUCUGAAGGGUAUACUAUAUGAGCACAUAGAAGAAGAUCGUUUCAAUAAGAGUCCUCAACUUCUUCGAUACAAUCCGGUAUACAAAAAUAUUCCAGUGCUAGUUCAUGAUGGAAAACCCAUAUGUGAGUCCAUGCUCAUUGUUGAAUACAUUGAUGAGAUAUGGCCUCAGAACUCAUUGCUUCCUACUGAUCCCUAUGACAGAGCUCAAGCCCGGUUUUGGGUUAAAUAUGUUGAUGACAUGUUUACAGCAAUUGGGGCACUCCUUGAUAGCAGAAGUGAUGAAGAACGAGAGAAGGCCAAAGAGAGUAUAUGGGAGCGACUCGGAGUUGUUGAGGAUCAGUGUUUGGGAGAUCAGAGGAAAUUCUAUAGGGGAGACACCAUUAACAUUGUAGACAUAGCUCUUGGAUCUUUUGUCAAAGUUAUUGAUGUUCAAGAGGAUAUGUUUGAAAUGGAGAUCUUGCAAAGUGAGAGGUUCCCACGAUUGAAAUUAUGGUUUAAUAAUUUCAAGGAUGUUCCAAUCAUCAAAGAAAACACUCCUAGUAAAGAGAAAUUGGUUGCUCUUUUAAAGCCACUUACUGAAAAAAAAUUUGCAAGGAAAUGAUGGCUUCUAUGAAUUGAUAUAUACAAAGCAUUAGUAUUUCUUUUUGUUGUCUACAAUAAUAAAAGAUUAAAAUGGUUUUCUUUUAAUAUGGUUUUCUUUCUUUUAAUAUUAAGAGUAAAAGUUAUAGUUUAGUUGAAUACUUUUGUUUUAAUAUUAAGAGUAAAAGUCAUAGUUUUGUUGUCUUAUACUUUUCUUUCUUUUAGUAUUAAGAGUAAAAGUCAUAGUUUUGUUGCCUUAUACUUUUCUUUCUUUUAAUAUUAAGAGCAAUAGUUAUAGUUUUGUUGUCUUAUACUUUUGUUUUCCACCAAAAUAGAGGUAUUUGGUACACAAGAUUACUUCAUAAGUCUGACUAAUUAUCAUUAUUAUUUCCAACUAAAUAUUUGUUCAUCAUUUUUUAAUGUGCACACUUAACUUAAAUAUCAAGUUAACGAACAAAGGGAGUAGUUGCUACAUAAAUACUAAAUCACUAGAAUGUAAGAUAAAAAGGGGUAAGCAAGAAUUAAAGUUUGCUUAACAUUUGACACUUCAGAAACAUACAGUAGAUUUUGUUGAUGUAUCAGAUUUCUUUACAAUAAAACAUGCAUCAACAGGCAAUCAACCCCGCAAAUUGCUUUGAAUAGGAGAUAAACAUACCUCACCACUCCCAGCCAAUUCCUCAAAGUGCAUAAUUGCAUCUUCAAGUUGAGAAAACUGGGUGGAAUAUUUGACAUGCAGUUCAUUGCUUUCAAAUUGAUUAAGUUGCCACUCUGAAAGGCCGUCACUAAUAAUUUUCAAACCACUUUUCAGCAAUUCCACUCCUUUGCUAAUUCCAUCUGGAAGUUUCCUUUUUUUAUUUGAUUGGUUUUUGUCGUCAACUUCCAUGCUAUUUGAUUGGUUCUUGUCAUCAAUUUCCAUGCCCUCACAUCCCUCUCUCUGUACAGCACUGACUGAAAUGUUAUGAACCAUCUGCUUUAGUAUAAGACCUUCUCUUUGUAGCAGCUCAAGCUGUUCAGGACUUGGUGCGAUUGUCAGAAGAGCAAUUUGCUUACUAUAAAAUGCUUUAAGCACAGCCAUAAAU
This is a messenger RNA of Vicia villosa (hairy vetch), 2138 nucleotides long. Its product is annotated as probable glutathione S-transferase. Gene Ontology annotation, biological process: glutathione metabolic process. The coding region runs from base 413 to 1081 and encodes 222 amino acids. The record is from RefSeq and is a predicted model, not a curated record. Lineage: Eukaryota; Viridiplantae; Streptophyta; Magnoliopsida; Fabales; Fabaceae. Gene Ontology annotation, molecular function: glutathione transferase activity. Gene Ontology annotation, cellular component: cytoplasm. The transcript has 2 exons.